Molecule: messenger RNA, 2265 nt
Organism: Nilaparvata lugens (brown planthopper)
Lineage: Eukaryota; Metazoa; Arthropoda; Insecta; Hemiptera; Delphacidae
Product: heat shock protein 68
Exons: 1
Coding region: 88-2019 (643 amino acids)
Biological process (GO): protein refolding; cellular response to unfolded protein
Cellular component (GO): cytoplasm
Molecular function (GO): ATP binding; heat shock protein binding; misfolded protein binding
Source: RefSeq, a predicted model, not a curated record
CGCGUUCUCUCACCAUCAUUUGAAAUCGAGAAUUGUGCGAAUAAACGUCUACACGUUAUUUCAACUUUUACAAACAACUCUAUCAUCAUGCCAGUGAAAACGCCAGCGAUUGGAAUUGAUCUGGGAACAACGUACUCGUGUGUCGGAGUGUUUCAACAGGGAAAAGUGGAAAUUAUAGCCAACGACCAAGGAAACAGGACGACACCCAGCUAUGUUGCGUUCACGGACUCUGAGCGGUUGAUCGGCGAUGCGGCUAAAAAUCAGGUCGCAAUGAACCCGAAAAACACCAUCUUCGACGCCAAACGUCUCAUCGGCCGCCGUUUCGACGAUCCGAAAAUCACACAGGACAUGAAGCAUUGGCCCUUCACAGUCUACAGCGAUUGCGGCAAGCCAAAGAUCCAGGUGGACUUCAAGGGUGAAGUGAAAAAGUUUUCUCCUGAGGAAAUCAGCGCAAUGGUGCUCACAAAAAUGAAGGAGACAGCAGAAACAUACUUGGGUGCACCAGUGAGAGAUGCAGUUAUCACAGUUCCAGCCUACUUCAAUGACUCACAGAGGCAGGCGACCAAGGAUGCAGGAGCUAUUGCAGGACUCAAUGUGCUUCGAAUCAUCAACGAGCCUACAGCUGCUGCCCUCGCCUAUGGAUUGGACAAGAACCUCAAAGGAGAGCGCAAUGUCCUCAUUUUUGACCUGGGAGGUGGUACGUUCGAUGUCUCAAUCCUCACCAUCGAUGAGGGCUCUCUAUUUGAGGUGAGAUCUACAGCAGGAGACACUCAUCUUGGAGGUGAAGACUUUGACAACAGGCUGGUCGAUCAUCUGAGUGAGGAGUUCAAGAGAAAAUACCGCAAAGACAUCAAGUCCAACCCACGAGCACUGAGGAGAUUAAGGACUGCAGCUGAAAGAGCAAAGAGGACACUCUCUUCAAGUACAGAGGCCAGCAUUGAGAUAGAUGCACUGUGUGACGGUAUUGACUUCUACACAAAAGUAUCACGAGCAAGGUUUGAAGAGCUGUGUGCUGAUCUAUUCCGUUCCACAUUACAUCCAGUUGAGAAGGCCCUGAACGACGCCACGAUGGACAAAUCAUCAAUCCAUGAUGUUGUACUUGUUGGAGGAUCCACUCGCAUUCCGAAGAUACAGUCACUGCUACAGAACUUCUUCAAUGGAAAGUCUCUCAACCUAUCAAUCAACCCAGAUGAAGCAGUAGCAUAUGGAGCAGCAGUUCAGGCAGCCAUACUCAGUGGAGAUCAGAGCUCACAAAUCCAAGACGUCCUACUAGUUGAUGUGACACCUCUCUCACUGGGCAUUGAAACUGCAGGAGGAGUGAUGGCGAAAAUAAUCGAACGCAACUGCAGGAUUCCAUGCAAACAGUCGCAGACCUUCAGCACCUAUUCAGAUAAUCAGCCAGCUGUCACCAUUCAAGUAUUUGAAGGUGAAAGGGCAAUGACCAAGGACAACAAUCUGCUGGGAACGUUCGACCUGACUGGGAUACCACCAGCACCGAGAGGAGUUCCCAAAAUUGAAGUCACAUUUGAUCUGGAUGCGAAUGGCAUUCUGAAUGUGUCAGCUAAGGAAACUGGAACUGGAAUUACAAAGAACAUUGUUAUCAAGAACGAUAAAGGACGUCUGUCUAAAGCUGAUAUCGACAGGAUGGUGAACGAAGCUGAGCAGUACAAGGAGGAGGACGAGAAACAAAGGCAGAAAGUGAGUGCUAGAAAUCAGCUGGAAAACUAUGUGUUCAGUGUGAAGCAGGCCCUGGAUGAGGCAGGCAGCAAACUGAGUGACGGUGACAAGGCGACAGCCAGACAGAGAUGCGACGAGUGCUUGCAGUGGCUGGACAACAACACACUCGCAGAGAAGGAGGAGUUCGAACACAAGUUGAAGGAGCUGCAGCAGCUCUGCUCACCAAUCAUGGCCAAGAUCUACUCGAGUGGUGCAGCCAAUGGACCGACUUCUUGCGGACAGCAGUUCAACCAAAGCCAGUCAUUUCCUAGAAGUGGACCCACCGUAGAGGAGGUCGACUAGAGAUAAAACCAUUCAAUAACCUUAUUUCAUUGGAUCCUAGAGAAAACAAAGACUGUGAAUCAGCUAUAUUGCAAACACCAAAGCCUAAUAAUUAGUUUAUUAUUCCCUUGAUAUUUUUUUGUAAUUAAGGAUAAUUUGAAAGUUUGAUGUAACUCAUAAAGUAUUGAUAUAAUAGCAGUAUUAUUAUUUAUUGAGAUGUGAUUUCAUCUAGUAUUCAAAUAAAGAAUGAGUUCACCUUUUGUAAAA